AGCAGCACUCGGCCUCCGACAUCGCCCUGCCCUGCCCAGAUCUGCCCGGAGGAAGGAAGCCAUGUACAGUGGUAUCUGCAUCUGUGUGUUCCUUGCUGCGCUCGCAACCAUCUCCUUUGGCCAGCAGUCUACAGGAUUUCACAAUGCAAAUCCUGUGGCCCCUGAGCUGGAGCAGAGCUUGACAGAACAUCAUCGACAUGUUCGUACUCCUUCAUCUGCCAGCCAGCUGAGAUCUGUCCAACGGGUGGAUGGAAAUGUUGACCAAAAAGCCAACAUUGGAGCUUUGUUGACCAAAUAUCUCCAGCAAGCCAGAAAAGGCCCGACUGGAAGGAUCUCCAUUAUGGGAAACAGGGUACAGAGCAUUGACCCAACACACAGGAUAAACGACAGAGACUACAUGGGUUGGAUGGAUUUUGGACGCCGCAGUGCUGAAGAGUAUGAGUACUCCUCCUAAAUAAAUCAAAAUAUCACCAAAAAAAAAAAUCAUCUCAUCACCAUUUCUGUACAGAAGAAAAAAAUUAAUUUGUUGUCCUCUACAAAUUAGUGUUUUAAAAUAUAUUAUGUACUUGAUGUAAAUUUGUCUGUAAAACUAUUCAAUGCAAUAUAUACAUAUGCAGAACUUUCAAGAACUAUUUUCUUUCUUCUAUGGGUUAUUGUUCACUGAUCUUAUAUUAAAAUGAUUUCACUUAUCUUCUCUUGUUCUGUCACCACAAAUGCUGCAGGUCUUACAAUAAACUAAAGCAUGGAAAUGCAUUCACUCUGCAAUGUACAUAUAUUACAUCUGUUAAACAGUUAGACUAAUGAAGAAUCACUUUUUAAAAUAAAUUUUGUAGUAGUCUCAUUGGCCGUGACAAGAGAACUUGCCCAAGUAUCAGCAUGGUAGCCCAAUGGUGCGGCACAACAUCACGUAUCUUCAUGAUUACUUCAGUUUCAAAACAAAUUCACAUGUUUGUAGUGAGUAGUAAACAGUACUAAAUCUUUAAAAAAAUUACAUUUAACCUUUUUGGCUCAAUUAUUUUCUACUGUGAACAAACUGUUCUGCUAACAGCUAUGAAUCAUGGAAUAAACAGAACAUUCCUUGC
Messenger RNA from Gavialis gangeticus (Gharial), 1082 nucleotides. RefSeq names its product cholecystokinin (gene CCK). The record is from RefSeq and is a predicted model, not a curated record. The transcript is spliced from 3 exons. Gene Ontology annotation, biological process: digestion. Gene Ontology annotation, molecular function: neuropeptide hormone activity. The coding region runs from base 62 to 454 and encodes 130 amino acids. Lineage: Eukaryota; Metazoa; Chordata; Crocodylia; Gavialidae. Gene Ontology annotation, cellular component: axon; extracellular region.